AUGUCUAACAGCGAAAACGCCGGUUCGAAACGCAAACGGCUGGAUACCGCCGGGAAUGCCGAGGUGAGCUCUCAGAUUAAAUCUCAGAACCCCCCGGCCGGUUCGACUGUGCCCGCCGCGCCCGCCGCGAAAGGCAAGUCGUCCUCUGGGUCGCCUAGCGUCCCAAAGGAAUGGUCUGUUCAGCUCUGCGCUGUUCAGCUGUUACCGGUCACACCACCCGACUCGGUCGUAGCGGAGUUCGUCCGUUUAUACAACGGUUCGCUCUCUGGCUACAAGCGUGCUUGCGAAGAUCAUUCCAAGCGUGCUGCCGGUCGUGAGCGCUUCAACGAGGUCAUGCAACGGGAGGAAACUCCUAGCGUGAUCCUCAAUACUCUGAAAGGUCCGACCUUCGCGUUCGUUUCCAGCGAGGCGGAGUCGGAGGCGAAAGCCUCCGAAGCCUUUUUAGAGUACUCCUCUGCGUUGAUCGCUGUUCGUAAGGCUGCGACCGUGUAUCAACUGGCGUGUUUCAACACCCAGGUGAAUCACUCUCGUGCACUUGUGGACAGUCGGGAGCGGAUGGAGGCGUGUACGGCGGAUCUGACCCAAUAUGCGUCCAAAGUCCUUUCAGAAUUUGGUGCAGUGGAUCUGAACCGUUGGAAACCGUACAUCGAAGCAGUGGUGCGGGCCCUCGACUUGCAAUUGGAGGCGACACGACUCGAAGUCGUUGGCGCUUUCAUAGCUGCUAAAGAGGACGCUGCUCGUAGAGCGGCGGACCUUGCGGCUGCGCAGUCAGAGGCUGAGGUCAAGAUGGACACUCAAUCCUGCAUCGAAGAAGAACAAGGCGAAGAAGGAAGGGGGCGGAAACGGAGGAAACGGCGGAGGAAAGGCCGCCAAGAAGGGGAACGGAGGAGGAGGGAACGACAAGGGGAAGGGGAAGGAGACGACGUGAUUGAACUUGUUUCGGACGACUCGAUCCCUUUUCUUGGACAUCCAAAUAUUGUAUCUUCUUGGACCUUCCCACCUGGUAUUCGCUUUCAUAGGCUUAAACCAGAAUCAUACCCCCCGUUAUUCUUCAGUGCAUCACGAGCACUUCAGUGUCGUUUUAUUGUUUCUCGGAUGUCGGUGUUGUAUUAUGAUACUCGCCUGUCAAAUCAAGCCUUCCAUAACUUGACUGAGAUCGAUUUAACGUAUGCCCAAGCCAAGAUACUUUCAUUGAACAUGAAAUUU
This is a messenger RNA of Stereum hirsutum FP-91666 SS1, 1206 nucleotides long. RefSeq lists its product as uncharacterized. The annotation marks the transcript as partial. The record is from RefSeq and is a predicted model, not a curated record. NCBI's taxonomy places the organism in Eukaryota, Fungi, Basidiomycota, Agaricomycetes, Russulales, Stereaceae. The transcript has 3 exons.